Drosophila bipectinata is the source of this 1892-nucleotide messenger RNA. RefSeq names its product Syntaxin 6 (gene Syx6). Gene Ontology annotation, biological process: Golgi vesicle transport. The record is from RefSeq and is a predicted model, not a curated record. NCBI's taxonomy places the organism in Eukaryota, Metazoa, Arthropoda, Insecta, Diptera, Drosophilidae. Gene Ontology annotation, cellular component: membrane.
GACAGUGCUCUCUGGGCCAUCGGCGGAAUCAGUAGAAUCUGCGGGAAUCCACGGAAUCCGAGGAGGCAAUCGGGAGAUAAGCGGCAGGCGGCACAAGUGCAAUAAUCAAUAAACGUGCUGUUCAAACUUCGCUGUCAGGCCAAAAGAUAAAAAACCCCAGUUGAUUGUGAAAUUCCUGCUAAAAUACAUCAAAACCGUGUGCCACCUCCUGUUUUUCUUGUCUACUGAUUCCAUAAUAAUCCCCCAUUUGGCUUUGGUUUUCCACUUGCAUUUUCCACUCGCAUCCCCCACAACAUUUUUUUGGGGGUAGUUUUCCCCCGUGUCGUCUGCGGUGGCGGAAAAAAUCCAUGAAAAUAGCAACGCAACGCUUGUUGGUGAAAACGAGCUGAAGGGAGUGUUAAUUUCCAUUUCUGCGAAGAAGACAGCACGGCAUGUCUCUGGAGGAUCCCUUUUUCGGAGUCAAGGACGAGGUAUUCAAAGCUCUGAACAAAACCCGCGGCCUCUACCUACGUUGGCGGGAGUUGGGCGAGAGCGGAGGCGCCGAGGUUGAAUGGACCACCACCGAGCUGCGUAACUCGCUCCGGAGCAUCGAGUGGGAUCUCGAGGACCUCGAGGACACUAUCAGCAUCGUUGAAAAGAAUCCGAGCAAAUUUCGGAUCGAUAACCGUGAACUUUCCAGCCGGCGCCACUUCAUCGACAACACUCGCGAUGAGGUCAAGCAGAUGAAGGAUAAGAUGAGCCUGAACCGGAGCCGGGACAGAGACAUCACAGCACACCAGCCACUCCUCGACAACGAGCGUCACAGCCCGAAUCACAACCACUCCAUUGCCAUCACCAGCUUGAACUCCAACUCGAACGAGUACCACCAGCAUCCGCACAACGAUCGUACCUACCUGGUGGAGUGUCCCAGCGGCCUAAACGGCAACUCGCUGAUCAACAGUGGCAGCCAGGCAGUGGCAAAUACCAUAGCAGGCACCAUGUCAGCAGCGGCAGCAGCAGCUUCCCGCCACAGCGGCACCAAGUACUCCAAGCUGGAGAAUGCUCUCGACAGUCCCAGUCACUACGGGCAGUCGCAUCACGGCGGUCUGGACAGUCCCAGCCAUAGAUAUGUUGGCGAAACGGUAUCUAUACAACAGAGGAUGAUCCAGGGCCAGGAUGAGCAGCUGGACAUGAUCAGCGAUUCUAUUGGAACGCUGAAGACGGUCUCACGGCAGAUUGGUGUGGAGCUGGAUGAGCAGGCGGUGAUGCUGGACGAUUUCGGAAACGAGUUCGAUACUACGGAAUCCAAGCUGGACACGACCAUGAAGAAAGUUGCCAAAGUGUUGCACAUGAAUAAUGAUAAACGACAGUGGGCCGCCAUUCUCAUCUUAUCCGGGCUGUUAUUGUUUGUGAUAAUUUUGUUUAUUGUUUUGUAAUUACAAUCGUUUCAUUUCCAAAUCGGAUAUACAUAUAUUUAGUGUAAAUUAGACUAAUUUAAAACUUGGCUUAAUUUAAAAUUCAGGUUCUUUAAAGCAAAUUUAAUUUAUUGUUUUGUUUUUUAAACAUUUUAUCAAAGUAUUCCAAGUAAACUCCUUGCUGUAUAUACACGUAUAAUAACAAAAAAAAAAAGGAUGAAAAGAUGAUCAUGUUAAGUCAAAUGUAGGCGGGUAAUAAAUGAUAACCAUUAACCUUAUAUACCAAGUGCUCCGGUCUUAUGUAAUUCCCGAUUUGGCCAAAGGAUACUGCAACUGACCUGUACAUACAUCGAACAAGAUGAAUAUAUCUACAAAAGGACCUACCAAUAUCAAACGAGUUAUUUAACGAAGAGUCUUAGGAAAUUCCUUUAACAAAGUCUAGCAAAACAUGUAUGCAGUUGAGUAAAUAUACUAUAUAUAAAAUAUAUAUAUAAAUGU